AUGGACUUUAGAAUUUUCCGAGAUUGUUACAUCAGAGGUGUGGUUCCUCUGCUCCGGGAGCUGACGGAGGAGGAGCGGCAGCAGAUCCUUCACUCCGCAGACUUCCAGAGCUUCUUCGACUGCUCCAUCCGAGUCAUGGAGAGAGCCCUGGCAGAAGACAGCCACAUCUACUACGACUACAGCGGCCGCGACCACCACAAGGACGGAGACGUGUCCGGAGGCUCCAGUCUGUCCUUCUCUCGAGUUUUCUACGACGAGCACUGGUCCAAACAUCGAGUCAUCACGUGUCUGGACUGGUCGCCUCAGUACCCGGAGCUGCUGGUCGCCUCCUACAACAAUAACGACGAUGCUCCUCAUGAACCGGACGGAGUGGCUCUCGUCUGGAACAUCAAGUUCAAGAAAUCCACCCCAGAGUACAUCUUCCACUGCCAGUCUCCCGUCGUGUCUGUGGGAUUCGCUCGGUUCCAUCCAAACCUGGUGGUGGGGGGGACGUACUCGGGACAGAUCGUCCUGUGGGACAAUCGCAGCCACCGACGAACCCCAGUGCAGAGAACCCCCCAUGCUGAAGCUGAGGUUUGUGUGGGAGAAGGACCCCCGGGCUCUGAUGGAGAGGGAAGGGCUUCAGCGUCACGGGGCUCACAGCGUCUACAGGCCUGGUGUCACAAACGAGCCAAGAUCGUGGCCCUGGCACGAAGCUUCAGCAGCUCCUACAUCACCAUCCACAAAGCUAAAGUCCUGAGUUUAACAGUAACAGUCCUCCUCCUGGUGUGUCACUCAGCGUCCCGAUAUUACACUGACUCAGACUCGUGUCAGAAGCUUCUGUCCUCUGGACACUUUGUAGGGAGCAGUGUGUGGCAGCCUGACGGCUGCAUGAUGCACAAUUACAGCAGCAGGUGA
Messenger RNA from Boleophthalmus pectinirostris (great blue-spotted mudskipper), 897 nucleotides. Its product is annotated as cytoplasmic dynein 1 intermediate chain 1-like. The transcript is spliced from 7 exons. NCBI's taxonomy places the organism in Eukaryota, Metazoa, Chordata, Actinopteri, Gobiiformes, Gobiidae. The record is from RefSeq and is a predicted model, not a curated record. Gene Ontology annotation, biological process: transport along microtubule. Gene Ontology annotation, molecular function: dynein heavy chain binding; dynein light chain binding. Gene Ontology annotation, cellular component: cytoplasmic dynein complex. The coding region runs from base 1 to 897 and encodes 298 amino acids.